AACUUCUAGAAGGACAGGAUGGCGAGACCUAUUUUUACCCACUGGCAAAGCCUUCUCUGAUCAGCAGCCUCACUCCUGUCUUCUUCCAGUAUCUUCUGGUUGCAGUGUCAGAGCGUGGAGCCUGCUAUUCAGUCAGUUCGCAUCUUGACCUUUGGUCGAACCGCAAGAGUCAUGAAGCUACCCCGUCAACUGACCCACCUACGGUGAUUUGCUUCUGUAUCCUCCUCGAACGUGCUCUUUACCUGUGACAGACUACGCAGCCCAAGAUGAGUUUCCUCGAUUCCGUGCUUUCGUCGAUCGACAAAGGCCAGCCGGCGCGCAUGCCACCAACUUCGUCCGCUCCACCGGCACCUGUCUCUUCGUCUACCGCUAAACCGGAGGCUCGCAAGCCGGCCACCGCAUCUCGAAAUGCUCCUUCCGACCAAAAGACAGUUGCCUCGGGUAUGAAACGGAAGGCUGAGGAACAGCUCCCCCGUCCUCAACGGCCAGCGCCUCCGGAUUCAAACAAACCGUCAACCUCUCGACCUCUACCGUCAGCGACGCUGUCUAAGCCCCGUCCGAUCGCAAAACCCAGCUCCGCACGACCGGUGCCUGCGAGAGCUACCACCGGGAGUAGCUUGCCCACACCUCAGAAGGCGCCUCAGAAACCCCCUCAGAAAGCGCCUCAGAAAGAACCCCCAGCCUCUUCGAAGGCUCCUCCCAAAGGUUCCUUUGCAGACUUGAUAGCGCAGGCGAAGAACCUUCAGCAGAAAACGCCCACACAGGUCGGCAUGUUCAAGCAUCAGCCCGUCCCGAAAGAGAAACUCAGCAAGAUGGAACGCAAGAAACGAAUGAUGGAGGCCCAAGCCAAGGAGAAAGAAGCCAAGCUGGGAAAGCGGCCAGGUGCUGCCUCAGGGACUAAGCCUGGUCUCCAGAAACUGGCCUCCAAGACCGCCGAACCCACCUACAGGGGCACUUCCCGACCAACACCAACGCCAACGGCAACGGCCCCUGCUCAGCCUGCAUAUCGUGGUACGGCCGGUCUACCGAGUCGACGUAGCGGAAACGAUCGGAAUGCGCAGUCUCGCGGCGGUCGCCGCAGAAUGGAUGAAUACUUGGGGACAGAUGAAGAGGAUGAGGGCGAAUAUGCGGAUAACUACGAUGAUUACUAUUCCGACGCAUCGUCCGACAUGGAAGCUGGUUUGGACGAUGUGGACCGCGAAGAAGCCGCAGCGUUGAAGGCAGCCAGGAGAGAAGACGAAGAAGAAUGGAAGGCAGAGCUUGCUGCGAAGCAAGAGAAGUUGGAGCGGCGCAACAGGCUGGCCUCAUUGGCUUCUAGGCGGGGCUGAAUGUCGAAAGAGCUCGACUCUUGCCAUUCACACAAAAUCUCCGAUACUUUUUUUUGGAUUUGUCAUGGAGUAUCAUUUGAGGGUAUACCCACGAUGAUGCCAUUACGCGGUUGAUUGAUUACUAGUGUUUUUCUCUUCUUUUCUUUUUCUUUUGGGUUGGUUUUGUUUCUUGAUUUCAAGCAUCAGCGAGCGACAAUGUCCAUAGAGGGCUUUCUUUUUCUCUACAUGUCCAUAUUUUGGUUGCAUGCAAAGCGCGGGGCGUCUUUUACUCGGUGUCAAUCCGUUUUAAAUACAAUUCUGUUUCUUAGCUUUA
Molecule: messenger RNA, 1641 nt
Organism: Aspergillus candidus
Lineage: Eukaryota; Fungi; Ascomycota; Eurotiomycetes; Eurotiales; Aspergillaceae
Exons: 2
Coding region: 267-1328 (353 amino acids)
Biological process (GO): nucleosome assembly; regulation of DNA-templated transcription
Cellular component (GO): nucleolus
Molecular function (GO): DNA binding; histone binding
Source: RefSeq, a predicted model, not a curated record